AUGUCUGAUUCAUCGACUAAUGAAGAGUCGGUCUCGUCCAGCGGCGAAUCCGUCUCCACUGAUCUUAUCAGCAAAGACGAAGACCUCAAGAAUGCUGAACAGAACCUGGCUACUGAUUACAACGAGACUGUGGGCUCUUCCAAAAAGAUCCACAACACAGCUAUCGGCGAACUAUUGCAGCCGUUGAAAGAGUCUGCCGAAGACGACAACGAUAAACAAGACGCAUCGGAGCCUCUUCCCAGAGGCAGACCAUCUUCUUGUGUCUUUGUUGCCAGUUUAUGUUCUUCGCGAUCUGAUGAUGAAUUGUGUGUCUCCGUCACCAAUCACUUUCUGAAGUGGGGCAAGUUGUCCACAGUCAAAGUUCUACGUGAUACGUCUAAUCGUCCGUAUGCGUUUGUUCAGUAUACAAACGAUCGUGAUUCCAAAUUGGCUAUCAGGAUGGGCCACGAUUCUGAAUUGGAUGGAAGAAACAUCCGGUGUGAAGCAGCUAAAGUAAACAGAACUUUAUUCAUAAGUUCAAACGAAUUAGUUCAUGAGAACAAAAUGAGUGAAUUUCUCAGUGGGUUUGGUGAGAUUGAGCAGAUCCUCUCAAGCAACAGCUCAGGACAUCUUGUAAGAUACAAAGUGAGCAAGUCGUCUAAGUAUUGGUACUGUAAAUUUGUAUAUCGUGAAGACGCCAUUAGAGCAUUUGCCAAUAUCACGGAGUCUUGUGCCUAUAAAGUAGAUUGGACCCAGAAUAUUGAGGAGGAUGUUCAUUAUGGACACAGAGAUGAGGUCUCCCAGGAGACGCAAGUAACCUUUGAUAAAUUCUCCAUAUUUGUAGGCCAAUUGCUGGCUGAAGUCAGCGAAAAAGAUCUUGAUAGUCGAUUUUCACGUCACGGCACUAUUGCUGAUAUCAAUCUUAUCCGCAAAGGAUCCAAUCUGUUUGCCUUUGUCAGAUUUGAAAAGGAAUCCAGUGCAGCAGGAGCCGUAGAAAGAGAAAACCAUGCCAUGUUUAAAGGAAAGACUUUGCAUGUACAAUACAAGGAGACUCAUUCCUUAACAAAGUCUGUUAAAAGUAAGCCGGUUGGAUUGGCAUUUGCACCACCUCCUAUUCAUUUAUCACGUAAAGUUGAGAACUGUUACAGAAAAACUUCAGGUAAUAACUUUCCUCCGUUGAAACCGAGAUUUAAUAACUAUUCUUCGAAUAACGCCAAUAGAGGAAGCUAUCAACUGUAUAGAGGGAACUACAAGCUGCAUUAUUCUAAUGUACCUAAUCGUGUGAGAAGAUUUACAUCUAUGAAUACCACACCUAGUGGUUCAGCCCAUGGAAAAGGAGAAACUACCAGUGAGAGAAGUGCCUGGAGCCCUGAAGCCAAAGGAAGCUUGGAAGCAAAUGGAUCACCUCCUACUACUCCAGUUCCAAAGCAGGCUGAUAUCCAUGCAUGGAGAAAUGUAUAUGGACAUCAAGGAGGAUCGAACCCAGAUAGACCGGACCCAAGUAAUCCCUACCAUAAAUUGGCAAGACCAGAUAUGAGUGGGGGAGCUCCUCCCCCUAAGAAUGGAAUUCCUUACUUUUACUAUAUUCCCAAUCCUGAAGUUUCCAACAUGCAUGGAAGCGGAUUCAUGGGAGCUCCAGUAAGUUCAGGCAAUCCAGUGGGACUAAGUCCCAACCCCAAGGGCUUCUAUCAGCCAUACUAUGUACCAUAUGAUACGCAUGAGUACGGGCCAGCGGCAGCAGCAGCAGCAGCAGCCGCGUAUUCGAUGCAAUAUCCAAUGUAUUAUCAGGCGAAAGAAAAUAACGCAAAUGAUGAGAACUAA
Scheffersomyces stipitis CBS 6054 is the source of this 1800-nucleotide messenger RNA. RefSeq lists its product as uncharacterized. Gene Ontology annotation, molecular function: mRNA binding; snRNA binding. The transcript has a single exon. Gene Ontology annotation, biological process: mRNA splicing, via spliceosome. NCBI's taxonomy places the organism in Eukaryota, Fungi, Ascomycota, Pichiomycetes, Serinales, Debaryomycetaceae. Gene Ontology annotation, cellular component: precatalytic spliceosome. The coding region runs from base 1 to 1800 and encodes 599 amino acids. The record is from RefSeq and is a predicted model, not a curated record.